AUGGGAAAUUAUAAAUCUAGACCAACCCAAACUUGCACUGAUGAAUGGAAGAAGAAAGUUAGUGAAUCAUAUGCUAUAAUCAUAGAACGAUUAGAAGAUGACCUGGAAAUCAAAGAAAAGGAGCUGGCGGAACUAAAGCAUGUUUUUAGCUCUGAUGAAGCCUUCUGCAAAGUAAAUUUAAAUUACCGCACAGAAAAUGGGCUUUCUCUUCUUCAUUUAUGUUGCAUAUGUGGGGGCAACAAAUCACAUAUUAGAACUCUUAUGCUGAAAGGAUUGCGCCCAUCCAGAUUAACAAGAAAUGGAUUUACAGCUCUGCACUUGGCAGCUUAUAAGGACAAUGCAGAACUGUUAACAGCGCUGCUGCAUGGUGGAGCUGACAUUCAGCAAGUUGGGUAUGGAGCUUUGACAGCCCUUCACAUUGCCACAAUUGCAGGUCAUCAUAAGGCUGUUGAUAUUCUUUUGCAGCAUGGAGCUUAUGUGAAUGUUCAGGAUGCAGUUUUUUUCACCCCAUUGCAUAUUGCUGCAUAUUAUGGCCAUGAACAGGUAACUCACCUCUUACUAAAGUUUGGAGCUGAUGUGAAUGCAAGUGGUGAAGUUGGAGACAGGCCUCUGCAUUUGGCUUCUGCCAAAGGCUUUCUCAACAUUACAAAGCUCUUGAUGGAAGAGGGAAGCAAAGCUGAUGUGAAUGCUCAGGACAAUGAAGAUCACGUUCCUCUGCAUUUCUGCUGUCGAUUUGGACACCAUGAAAUUGUAAAGUUUUUACUCCAGAGCAGCUUCGAAGUUCAACCCCAUGUGGUGAAUAUCUAUGGAGACACACCUUUACAUCUUGCGUGUUACAAUGGAAAGUUUGAAGUUGUCAAGGAAAUAAUUCAGCUCUCAGGAACAGAAAGUCUCACUAAAGAAAAUAUAUUCAGUGAAACGGCUUUCCACAGUGCUUGCACAUAUGGAAAGAACAUAGAACUUGUAAAAUUUCUUCUUGACCAGAAUAUUGUAAGCAUCAAUCACCAGGGAAGAGAUGGACAUACAGGAUUACACUGUGCUUGCUACCAUGGUCAUAUUCGACUUGUACAGUUUUUACUGGAUAAUGGAGCAGAUAUGAAUCUGGUAGCUUGUGAUCCCAGCAGGUCCAGUGGAGAAAAGGAUGAGCAGACCUGUUUGAUGUGGGCUUAUGAGAAAGGUCAUGAUGCCAUUGUGACCCUUCUGAAGCAUUAUAAGAGACCUCAAGAUGAAUCACCCUGUAAUGAAUACUCACAACCUGGAGGAGAUGGUUCCUAUGUGUCAGUUCCAUCCCCUCUAGGAAAGAUUAAAAGCAUGACUAAAGAAAAGGCAGAUGUUCUUCUCCUCCGUGCUGGUUUGCCAUCACAUUUCCAUCUUCAGCUCUCUGAAAUAGAGUUCCAUGAGAUUAUCGGCUCAGGUUCUUUUGGAAAAGUAUAUAAGGGACGAUGCAGAAAUAAAAUUGUUGCAAUCAAACGCUAUCGAGCCAAUACCUACUGCUCCAAAUCUGAUGUGGACAUGUUCUGCCGUGAAGUUUCCAUUCUCUGCCGACUGAAUCAUCCAUGUGUCAUCCAGUUUGUGGGAGCUUGCUUAGAUGACCCAAGUCAGUUUGCUAUAGUCACUCAGUAUAUUUCUGGAGGAUCGCUCUUCUCCCUGCUUCAUGAACAGAAGAGAACCCUUGAUCUGCAGUCUAAAUUAAUCAUUGCUGUAGAUGUUGCCAAAGGCAUGGAGUACCUCCACAAUCUCACACAACCAAUCAUACAUCGUGAUUUGAACAGCCACAAUAUUCUCCUGUAUGAGGAUGGUCAUGCAGUUGUUGCUGAUUUUGGAGAAUCUAGAUUUUUGCAGUCCCUGGAUGAAGACAAUAUGACAAAACAACCUGGGAACCUACGCUGGAUGGCCCCUGAGGUGUUCACCCAGUGUACAAGGUACACCAUAAAAGCCGAUGUUUUCAGCUAUGCUUUGUGCCUCUGGGAGCUGUUAACAGGUGAAAUUCCAUUUGCUCACCUGAAACCAGCGGCAGCAGCGGCAGACAUGGCGUACCACCACAUCCGCCCACCCAUUGGAUACUCCAUCCCCAAGCCCAUCUCCGCCCUGCUGAUGAGGGGCUGGAACGCCUGUCCCGAGGGGAGACCAGAGUUUUCAGAAGUAGUCACAAAAUUAGAAGAAUGUCUGUGCAAUAUUGAGUUAAUGUCUCCAGCUUCCAGCAACAGCAGUGGUUCUCUGUCUCCCUCCUCAUCUUCGGACUGUCUCGUUGCACGAGGAGGUCCUGGCCGUAGUCACGUUGCAGCGCUACGUAGUCGGUUUGAAUUGGAAUAUGCCUUGAAUGCACGAGCUUAUGCUGUCUGGUCACAGAGCACUGGGCAACACCCUUCCCAGGGUCUGUCUUUGGAUGACAUGAGAAGAAACUUCCAGUACCCACCGAUCGACAAAAAUGGCUACGUGUCGGAUCCCAUGAGUACCAUGAGAUUUCAUUCCUGCAGCAGCAGUGGCAGCUUUGAAGAAAGCAGCUGA
Messenger RNA from Nipponia nippon (crested ibis), 2508 nucleotides. RefSeq names its product serine/threonine-protein kinase TNNI3K. Gene Ontology annotation, molecular function: RNA polymerase II-specific DNA-binding transcription factor binding; ATP binding; protein kinase activity. Gene Ontology annotation, biological process: protein phosphorylation; regulation of transcription by RNA polymerase II. Gene Ontology annotation, cellular component: nucleus. Lineage: Eukaryota; Metazoa; Chordata; Aves; Pelecaniformes; Threskiornithidae. The record is from RefSeq and is a predicted model, not a curated record.